CUUACACUGAACCAAAGUGAAUUAUGUGCAACUGAGAGGACUUGACAUCAACAUUUUCCAACACAUUGCAAAAUUCUGUACAUCUCAGGAUAGAUCAGCCAACAUAUCAAUAUGGAUAAGUUUCGUAUGAUGGCCCAGAUCCUCCAGUCCAACCAGGAGUCUUUUAUGAAUGGUAUAUGUGGCAUUAUGGCCCUGGCAAGCGCUCAGCUUUACACAUCUUUCGAAUUCAACUGCCCCUGUAUACCUGAAUAUAACUACUCCUAUGGCAUUAGUAUGCUGGUUAUUCCCCCUAUAUGGUUUUUCGUUUUGGGUUUUGUACUGAACAACAAUGUUUCAAUACUAGCGGAGGAGUGGAAACGGCCAGUGGGACAACGGAAGAAGGACCCUACUGUCCUGCGGUACAUGUGUGUUUCUAUAUCCCAACGAUCACUCAUUGCGCCAGCCGUUUGGAUCUCGGUAACAUUAAUGGAUGGUAAAAGCUUCUUGUGUGCCUACAGUAUGGACUUGGAUAUGACUGAGUUUGGUAAAAAUUUAAGUGGACAUGGACUAUCGCAAGAGGAUCUCCUACGAACACUAGCCAAAAUUCCAUGCAAGCAAAUAUUUGAUGGUCAGGACAUCGUAUCAAGAGAGGCAGCCACCAGAUACAUACGUUGUAUUUCACAGGGAUUUGGAUGGUUGUUCUUGAUGAUCAUCACAAUCAUUGCAUUCAUGAUCCGAGCCAUUCGUCCCUGCUUUAGCCAGGCCGCCUUCCUCAAAACGAAGUAUUGGUCCCACUAUGCAGACAUCGAGCGGAAGAUGUUUGAUGAGACCUGCACAGAACAUGCCAAAGGUUUUGCUAAGGUUUGCAUAAAGCAAUACUUCGAGGGUAUUAGCGGCGAGUUUCAGAGUUUCCACGAUCAUCCGCAUGGAGAUAAAAGCGAAGAUGGUGAUGAUAAUCCCCCUACUGAUGAAGAUAAACUGUUGGGCGUUUGUAGACAGGAUUCAAUGAAUAAGGUGCUAUGGGACUGGCACAUGUGCAAACCUGCACUGAGUAUUCAAAAGCCUGUACAAGCUAGCACUGGAGAACAAAAUGGUGAUUGUGGCACGAAAGAUAACUUGAAUCAAAAUGGACAUGCCUGUGAUAAAACUGAUCUUGGUGCAAACCAAAAUGGCUUGAAGAUUGGUUACGUGAAUGCAGGCCUUGAUAUUGGCCAAAAUGAAUUGGACAGGGGGCAUGAUAAUGCUACAAAUGGUUUUACAAAUAGUUAUACCACUCAUAAUAAUAGCAAAAGUCAGAAUGUAUACAUGAAUGCUGGUGCCACUUCUCCAAGAAGUGCUCAAAAGAAAUCAUCGGCAGUGUAUUACAGUAAAGUCUGAAAAUAUACAAUAGCGGCUUUAAAAGGUGGUAAAGCUAAAGACCCCAUGAAAUCAAUUGAGCGCAGUUUCCUCCUGUUGAUGUGAUUCCUAUUGAAUCAGGAAGGGACUAACAGUUACAAGUCACUAACAGGUAAAACAGUCCCUUAUAGUUAAAUAGUCAAUAGUCUUUAGUUUACGUCAGCCAUGAACUACAAUUUGCUAUUUCCAAAAAAAAUACAAAAUGGAAGCUCAAAGAGGCCAUGAUAUUAUUAAUAUUUAUUUAUUUUUACAUGAAAGCAUUUAGUCACAUUCAUAUUGAGGAAAUCUAAAAACAGUAUGAUGCCACCAAUUUGAUUUAGGCUUGUUUGCCAUUUGAAAUUUAACACUAAGCUAAAAUAUAUAAUAUACUGUAUAUACUGUGCAAUAUAUGGAAUAUACUGUGAAAUAUACAGCUAAAAUGUAUAUAUAUCUAUCUCUAUUUUCAUGUCCAAAAUGUACUAAAAAAUACCAAAAUGCUCUUUAUACAGAAUGUUGUUUCACUUUGUGCCACAAGAGGGCACAAUACAUCUGACCUCAACAAACCUUGGCGUUCAUUUUGUAAGCGUUAUUUCCUUUUGGACUAUUUUGUAACAGUUUAGCAAAAGCAAAUAUUACACAUAAUAUUUCUUGCAUGUGACACUGCAAUAAAAAUGCUGUUUAUGAUCAUGUGAUAUCAUAUUACUGAUACAUAUUAUGAAAUGUGUCUUCAUGCUAACAAAUUACAUGAUCAACUGGUAGUAACCUUUAUAUAUGCCUUUUUGCAAUAAAUGCA
Molecule: messenger RNA, 2146 nt
Organism: Xyrauchen texanus (razorback sucker)
Lineage: Eukaryota; Metazoa; Chordata; Actinopteri; Cypriniformes; Catostomidae
Gene: calhm1b
Product: calcium homeostasis modulator protein 1
Exons: 3
Coding region: 112-1356 (414 amino acids)
Molecular function (GO): monoatomic cation channel activity
Source: RefSeq, a predicted model, not a curated record